This is a messenger RNA of Sphaeroforma arctica JP610, 204 nucleotides long. RefSeq lists its product as hypothetical. Lineage: Eukaryota; Ichthyosporea; Ichthyophonida. The record is from RefSeq and is a predicted model, not a curated record. The transcript has 2 exons. The annotation marks the transcript as partial.
CGCCUGGUCGAUUCGCCAGCCUACGAGGAGUAUUUGCGUCCCCGUUUGAACCGAUCUGCAUCGUUCCUUCGUUCAAUCUCCAUGCUUUCACCCUGGGGCAAGAAAAAGGACAACGCUGCCAAGUCCAGCUCGAGUUCUGGCCAGUUCCAGGCGCUACCAGAGAUGAAGAGUGAGGGUUUCGUAAGCACAAAUUCCAAAUCAAAG